Messenger RNA from Penaeus monodon (black tiger shrimp), 840 nucleotides. RefSeq lists its product as uncharacterized. The transcript is spliced from 3 exons. Bases 1 to 840 code for a protein of 279 amino acids. Lineage: Eukaryota; Metazoa; Arthropoda; Malacostraca; Decapoda; Penaeidae. The record is from RefSeq and is a predicted model, not a curated record.
AUGCCAAACACGGAUAACGAUAAUGUCAGCCCAGAAAUAAGACAAGCACGAAGAAAAAUGAAAAAUAGAAAAGCAGUUGGACCGGACAGCACACCAGCGGAAGUGUGGAAGUGCCUAGGGAAUACUGGAUUAGAACUUUUAACAGGUUGGCUCAACAACAUUAUUGAUACAGAGACUAUGCCGGAUGAGUACAGAGAUAGUAUACAAAUGCCAAUAUACAAAAAUAAAGGUGACAUACAAGAUUGUGGGAACUAUAGAGGAAUAAAGCUCAUGUCACACACAAUGAAGAUAUGGGAAAGAAUCAUACACAGAAGAUUGAGGAACGUAGUGAACAUCUGUGAGGAACAGGUUGGAUUUAUGCCAAACCUAGAGAAAGGAAUUGUGAAGUGCCUGAACCUGAAAGGAAUAACAGAAAAGUAUGUGAAAUUGAUACAAGACAUGUGCAGAGGAGCAUACACACUAGUAAGGAGCACAAUACGAACCAGUGUAAAGUUUGAAAUUACCGUAGGAGUACACCAGGGGUCAGCGCUAUACCCACUCCUGUUUGCCACUGUCAUGAGUUGCCUGACAAAAGUUGUGAGAAGAGAAGUGCCAUGGGACAUAAUGUAUGCAGACAAUGUAGCUCUAAGCACAGGUGGAAGAAAAAGUAAAAGGCAAGAUUCACAAUGUAAUGGUGACACCAGCAAUUCUGUAUGGACUGGAAGCAACAUCCUUGACCAAAGCACAGGGAAAAAAACUGGAGGUGGCAGAGAUGAAAAUGCUGAGAUAGGGUCUAGGUCUAACAAGAAGGGAUAUGAUCAGGAAAAGGGUGGGAGUGAAAGGAUUACACAACCAACUUAG